Perognathus longimembris pacificus (Pacific pocket mouse) is the source of this 1525-nucleotide messenger RNA. RefSeq names its product phospholipid phosphatase 5 (gene Plpp5). Bases 23 to 934 code for a protein of 303 amino acids. Gene Ontology annotation, molecular function: phosphatidate phosphatase activity. Gene Ontology annotation, biological process: phospholipid metabolic process. The record is from RefSeq and is a predicted model, not a curated record. Lineage: Eukaryota; Metazoa; Chordata; Mammalia; Rodentia; Heteromyidae. The transcript has 6 exons.
CUCGCCGCUCGGGCUCCGGGCCAUGUCUCCGCGUCCGUCUGCGCGAGGCGGCGUGCCGGCGGCCGAAGUGUGCGUGCGGCUCCUGCUGUUCGCCGCCUUCCUGGUGACCGAGCUGCUGCCCCCCUUCCGGAGGCGCAUCCAGCCCGAGGAGAUGUGGCUGUACCGGAACCCGUACGUGGAGGCGGAGUACUUCCCCGCCGCGCCGACCUUUGUGCGUGGGGCUCGGGGCUCCCGGGGUUGCUGGGCGGCCUCGGCGGGGAUGGGGAGGGGAGGGGGCGCGGCGGGGGGCGCCGCUCCACAGUCCCGUCCCGCCGGCCAGGUCAUCGCGGUCCUCUCCCCGCUGUCGCUCAUCUUCCUGGUCAAGGCCCUCAAGAAGACGGACGCCGCCGACAGCCAGCGCGCCUGUCUGGCUGCCACCCUGGCCCUGGCCCUGAAUGGCGUCCUUACCAACACGAUCAAGCUGAUAGUGGGGAGGCCACGCCCAGAUUUCUUCUACCGCUGUUUUCCAGAUGGGCUAGCCCACGCCGAGUGGGCGUGCACAGGGGACGAGGACGUGGUGAAUGAAGGCCGCAAGAGCUUCCCCAGUGGGCAUUCUUCCUUUGCAUUUGCUGGUCUGGCCUUUGCCUCCUUCUACCUGGCAGGGAAGUUACACUGCUUCACACCACAAGGGCGUGGGAAGUCUUGGAGGUUUUGUGCCUUUCUGUCACCUCUCCUUUUUGCAUCUAUAAUUGCCCUGUCCCGCACCUGUGACUACAAGCACCACUGGCAAGAUGUACUAGUUGGGUCCAUGAUUGGAAUGACACUCGCCUAUGUGUGCUACAGGCAGUAUUACCCUCCUCUGACUGAUGUGGAAUGUGAUAAACCACUUCAGGACAAACACAUGCUUCCCACGUCACAGAAGACACCUGCCGUUUCCUACUGUCUGGAUAUUUAAAAGUUGGGUUGAUCUCAGUGGAGAGCAAGUGGAUGAAUCGCUCCUCCUAACGGAACCAUGCACAGGACAGGGACUUGGGGCCUUUGACCUCCUUCCCAGGUACAAAUGGUACAGCCCCACUGCACUGGGCCUCCCGCGUUGCCCUUCGCCCUACUGCCCGUGGAUCUGUCACGAAGACUCCACCACUGUCCGCUACCAUUCUCCAUCAUCUCCACCACGCUGGCCACCCUGCUUCUCCCUCCAUCCCCCGCCCCAGUGCUGCUCUCGGAAGCAUCUGACCACAAAGCGGACUUUCCACAGCGCCGCUUUAUCCUAGAAGCCGGAGUUAAAAACCACUGACACUUAAUUUCCGCUUUUCCUAACUCCAAGCCCUAAACUCUGGACCUAAUCAACUGGAUUUUGAAUGUGUUUACUUUCUCUAGUGAUAAUUCUAUCAAGCCUUAAAUGAGAAAAUGUCCAAGUCUGGCUGCUGCCCCACUGCUGAGCCUGUGUUGUCAAGUCCAGACAGCUGAUACUGUUCUCCAUUUUGUUGAAUUCCUAAAAGAACACAGUAAAGAAAACGGGGAGGACUGCGACCUCGGCGCUCCCAGA